Sorghum bicolor (sorghum) is the source of this 795-nucleotide messenger RNA. Its product is annotated as ATP-dependent DNA helicase PIF1-like. Lineage: Eukaryota; Viridiplantae; Streptophyta; Magnoliopsida; Poales; Poaceae. The record is from RefSeq and is a predicted model, not a curated record. The transcript has a single exon. The coding region runs from base 1 to 795 and encodes 264 amino acids.
AUGAGGGCUCAGAGUGAUCCGUGGUUUGCAGAUUAUUUGUUGCGCAUUGGUGGUGGAACGGAAGAGGUUAACGGAGAUGGCAAUGUUCGUAUUCUAGAUGAGAUCUGUAUCCCGUACUCUGGUGAUGCCGAGAAAGAUCUUCAUAGUCUGAUUGACAGCAUCUUCCCAAAUCUGAAUGCAAACAUGGCGGACAAAGGCUACAUCACCACCAGAGCGAUUUUAUCUACACGCAAUGAUUGGGUGGACAUAAUCAAUAUGAAAAUGAUUGAUAUGUUCCAAGGUGGUGAGACGGUGUAUCACAGUUUUGACACCGCGGUAGAUGAUCCACAUAACUACUAUCCAUCGGAGUUUCUUAAUAGCCUGACCCCCAACGGGCUGCCACCACAUGUCUUGAAGCUCAAGCUCGGGUGUCCUGUCAUAUUGCUUAGGAAUAUUGACCCCGCCAAUGGGUUAUGCAAUGGUACAAGGUUGGUGGUACGGGGGUUCCGAAGAAAUACAAUCGACGCUGAAAUCGUUGUUGGGCAGCAUGCUGGGAAGCGGGUAUUCCUUCCUCGAAUACCGUUAUGCCCGUCUGAUGAUGAGAUGUUCCCAUUCCAGUUCAAGAGAAAGCAGUUUCCCAUCAGGCUGAGCUUUGCCAUGACGGUCAACAAGUCACAGGGCCAAACCAUCCCGAAUGUGGGUGUGUACCUGCCUGCACCGGUCUUCUUUCACGGCCAGUUGUACGUUGCGAUGUCUAGAGCCACAUCAAGAAUAAAUAUUAAGAUCCUGGCCCUACCAGCUGAUGCAGAGGCAUAA